Messenger RNA from Stegastes partitus (bicolor damselfish), 3801 nucleotides. The record is from RefSeq and is a predicted model, not a curated record. Lineage: Eukaryota; Metazoa; Chordata; Actinopteri; Pomacentridae.
AUGGGCAGCCUCGUCGGAGCCAAGCGAACAAAUCCAGACCUGUUGUUCUUUGUGACAUUUGUGGGGAUGUUGAACACACCACCUAUUAUCACUGUAGGACCAAUCACCUGUGCUUUGUCUGCUAUGCAGCUGGUCACACACGUGCUGAGUGUCCCAGGACCGUUGCCACCAGACCCAAGGAUUCUAAGCGCAAUGCCCAGCUUGAGGAAAACUAGAUGGCCUGAACUGUUCUAUGAAAAUGUAACACUGGGUGGUAAAGUGUCAGUCAGGGCUAUGCUUGACAGUGGGUCUAUGGCUUGCACCCUGAGCUCGAGUGUUGUGCCUCAGUUGUUACAGGAAGCUGUGUUGAAGACCACCGAUUUGGAACCCACUGAUGUCAUUUUGAUUGGCUGUGGUGGGUCAAAGACGACACCAUCGGGCAUGUGUGAUCUGGAAGUGGAGCUUUAUGGCUGUAGGGUGGUCGUGCCAACCCUGGUGGUUGAUGGUCAGAGCGACGAUCUCAUCAUCGGUAGCAACCUUCUGAGGUACUUGGUUGACAACCUGAAGCUGGAUAGCAACUUCAACUCACACACAAGUGAAUGUGACUCCCAGAAAAGACUUCUGAACCUAAUGGCUGGGGUACAGGAGUGUAAUGAGGACCUUCCAGACAAAGUGGGGACUGUUAAGAUCAAGAGAGCAGUUACGCUGGAGCCUAUGUCUGAGCACUUGGUGUGGGGCAAGCUGCAACAAUGGAGUGGUGAUCUAGCUGGGAGUGAAGUCAUGAUGGAACCUACGAGUGCAAGGUCAAGGCCUAGAUCGGUGAUAGUCGGAAGAACUGUGGGUGUGCUACUAGAUGAUGGAUGGCUGCCACUGAAAGUGAUAAAUCCUUCUGAGAGGCCUGUCACGCUGAAGCGGAAUGCUAAGCUGGCUGACGUGCUUUCAUGUGUGGCACUGGAGAGCUUCAGCGGCAGCAGAGAUACCAGCGACCCACAGCCUAGUGUGCAGCAAAAUGUGCAACUUUCAACUGCUGAUCCUGUCUGUUGCCAUGGGGAGCAGAGCCUGGUCUCAGAGGCCUCCACGCUGCCUGACCAUCCCUUGCCUGACGAACCCAGUAGCCAAACUGACACACUGCAUUCAAUGUUGCGCAACAUUGGACUGGCAGACAUAAACAUCGACUCGUGUGAAGUGUCACCUGCCUGUAAAGAGAGACUAGUUAGCCUUGUUGAAGAGUACCAGUCCAUCUUUUCAAGGGACAAGUUGGACUGUGGCAAGGCUACAGGAUGCCUUCACCGUAUUCGGGUUGUGGAUGAGAAACCCUUUCGCCUGCCCUGUCGCAGGAUGCCGCCUACUCAGUAUGAGAAACUGAGACAGACGCUGGAUGAGAUGGAAGAGCAAGAAAUCAUCAGGAAGUCUAGCAGCGAGUUCGCAUCACCAUUGGUGCUAGUCUGGAAGAAAUCAGGUGAUAUAAGGAUUUGUAAUGAUUUCCGCUGGCUCAAUGCUCGAACCAUCAAGGACGCUCAUCCUCUUCCUCAUCCAGCUGAUGCUCUGGCAGCUUUGGGUGGUAACGCCUAUUUCUCAACAAUGGAUCUGAUUGCAGGUUAUUACAAUGUUGAAGUGCAUGAGGCAGACAGGAAGUAUACGGCAUUCUCGUCACCAUUUGGGUUGUAUGAGUAUAACCGAAUGCCUCAGGGACUGUGUAACAGUCCUGCUACCUUCAUGAGGAUGAUGCUAAGCAUUUUUGAUGAUCAGAAUUUUCUCAGCUUGUUGUGUUAUCUGGAUGAUGUCCUGGUGUUUGCCCCAACAGAAGACUUGGCUUUGGAGCGGUUGGAGAUGGUUUUCCAGCAGCUCAAGGCUCAUAACCUCAAGCUUGCUCCAAAGAAAUGCCAUUUCCUCCAAAGGUCUGUGAGAUUUCUCUGACAUAUUGUCAGUGCUGAUGGCAUUAUGUCUGAUCCAGAUAAGGUGUCUGCCAUCACGUCCUUGACUGAGUCAGACCUCAUGGAGCAAGGCACCAACAUUCCCUCACAGCGCAAAGUUCAUUCAUUCCUUGGAAUGGUGGUGUUUUACCAACAGUUCAUUGAAAACUGUUCCUCCAUUGCCAAACCACUAUUUGGGCUGACUACAGGCAUGAUGAGUCCCCGAGGGAAAGGGAGAAAGAAGGAGGUUCAAAGGAAACUAGGUGCUGAGGACUGGACUGAUGAGUGCAAACAAGCUUUUCACCAGCGUAAGCAGGCUCUGCUGGCUCAAGUACCGUUAGCUCACCCGAAUUUCAGUGAGCCUUUUCUGCUUUCAGAGGAUGCGUCCACUAGUGGUCUUGGUGCUGUGCUGUCGCAGAUUCCUGCUGAUGGAUCAACUGCUAGGCCGAUCGCAUUUGCUAGCAAGUCUCUCAAUCAUGCACAGUCCAGAUAUCCUGCGCACAAGUUAGAGUUUUUCGCAUUAAAGUGGGCAGUGUGCGAUAAGUUCCAUCAUUGGUUGAGGGGUCAUCGGUUCACGGUGUGGACCGACAACAACCCUCUGACCUACGUGCUGUCAAAAGCCCGACUGGACGCCUGCGAGCAGAGAUGGAUUGCUAAGCUGGCUCCAUUUCAGUUUGACAUUAAAUACAUUCCUGGUCCCAGGAAUGUGGUAGCUGAUGCCCUCAGCAGAGAGCAGCCCAGCACUUCAAAUCGUUUGACAAGAAUGCCCUAUGAGGAUCUGCUGGCCGAAGCUGCAGCGGUGUGCCCACAUGGUGUUCAGGAAGUGUUUCGUCGUUCUGCUCACCCAGCUGACGUGGCUCCGGAAUGUGAACAGGUUGGCUCGGAGGUGUUCUCGCAUGAUGUACUGGUGGAGAAGCAGCGAUGUGACAACGUUUUAAGUCGUGUAAUCUUUUAUGUGGAGAGAGGACGGAGACCGUCAAGAAGGGAACGUGUAAAAGAACCAGUUGAAGCAGUCAAGCUACUUCGAGGUUGGGACAGGUUGGCCAUGAAGGAUGGUGGGCUGUAUCGUGUUGUGAAGAACACUAUAGCGAAGAGGAAGUGUUACCUGUACAUUGUCCCUGCUGUACUGCGCUCCAAGGUCUUGAAAGGCUAUGCACCGUUUUUGCUGAUGUUUGGGAGAGUGCCAAGGCUGCUCACUGACAUUAUCUUCGGCUCCGUCAUUAAUGACCCGGAGGUCGCAGACUAUGAUCGAUACAUCCAGUCACUGCGAAAGGACCUUAAAAUGGCUAUGGACAUAGCACAGACUGUGGCAACCAAACAGUUGAAGCGGCACACUGAGCUGUAUAACCGAGAGGUGAGGGGGGCACCGGUGGAAGUAGGUGACCGUGUGUUGCUUGCCAACAAAGGAGAACGUGGCAAGAAGAAGCUGGCUGACCGCUGGGAAAACGCCAUCUACGUGGUAGUUAGUAAGAGUGAUGAGAGUCACACUUUUAAGAUCCAGCAUGCCACCACUGGUAAGAUGAAGGUCGUGCAUCGCAACCUGAUAAUGCCAGUGAACUUUCUCCCCUUGCAUGAUGUUGCUCCUCAGAAUGAGACUCAAGUGUCUGCAGUAUCCAGCUCAGUGGAUCUUGAUGAUGAGAGAGAGUUGCCUGCUGAUGUCUCUGUCGAGUCUGCAGACUAUAGGACAAGAGUGUGGGUGUCUGUCCUGCCAUCUGAGAGUUCAGAGAAUGCUGGGCAGCUUGGGGAUGUGGAGGUUGUUGAGCAGUCUGACCUGGCUUCUGUCCUGCCUACCUGUGUUAGUCCGGCUGAGACAACUGUUAACCAGUCAUGCCUUGGUCUCUCACAGCCUGACCUCUCCACGGACAUGGUUGGGGCAGCUGAUGCUGAGCGCUGCGCACGAGACGCCUGA